Molecule: messenger RNA, 387 nt
Organism: Condylostylus longicornis
Lineage: Eukaryota; Metazoa; Arthropoda; Insecta; Diptera; Dolichopodidae
Product: mitotic-spindle organizing protein 1
Exons: 2
Coding region: 48-278 (76 amino acids)
Biological process (GO): microtubule nucleation by interphase microtubule organizing center; mitotic spindle assembly; gamma-tubulin complex localization
Cellular component (GO): interphase microtubule organizing center; spindle; gamma-tubulin ring complex
Source: RefSeq, a predicted model, not a curated record
CGUAAAUCAAAUUCUAAUUUAAAAAUAAAAAUAACAAAAGUAAAAAAAUGUCACAAUUCGAAGAUAACGAAAGUGAAAAUAUUUACUUAAUGUUUCAAAAAUCUCAGAUGAUUCGUUCAAAUAUUCAUGGUAUUUCACAAAUUUUGAAUACAGGACUUAGUGCAGAUACUUUGGACAUAUGCAUCAAAUUGAUUGAAGCUGGUGUUCAUCCACAAGCACUUGCUGAAGUUGUAAAUCAAAUACGUAAAGAGGUAGCUGAGCUAAACGAAGAAACUUGAUUUAUAAAAAGUUAAAUAAUAUGUAACUACAUAUUACAUAUGUAUAUAUAUAUUCCAUUUUUCUUUUUGCCUUGAUAUUGAAAUAAAAACCAUUAUUAGAAUUUAAAAA